AUGGCCAAGGUUAGUUGUAAGCUUGCAGUUAGUUUGCUUUUGAUAGUUUGCGGAAUUCAAUCGUCGAUUGCUGAGAAGCUAACCUCAUCGAUCGUUGCCACCGUCUUGAGGCAGAGCGAUAAAAAUGUGAUCUUUUCUCCGUGGCUGCUAACGGAAUCUUUAAUGCACUUGCAUUUGGCUGCAGGAGGCAAAACCGCCCACGAAAUCAACAAAGUUUUGCAAUUAAAUGGCAAAUUGAAAAGUGAGAUUUUCGCAAAUUUUUCCAAUUACCAAGAAAGUAUCAACAUAUCUGAAAGUCAGACACUUCACAUGGCAAAUCGAUUGUUUUUGGCAUCGGAAAUAAACCUAUCGUCAAAGUAUCUGCAGCAGGAAAAAGAAAUAUUUCCACACUCAAGCCAAAGUGUAGAUUUUGCAAAGUCCUCAGAGACUAUUCGCAUAAUUAAUAACUGGAUAGCCGAAGAGAGCAAUGGAACAAUAACAAAAUUAGUGGAGCAACUCGAUGCUAAGACAAAAGCUUUGUCCCUGAGUGCUAUUUACUUUAAGGGAUUGUGGAAAUACGCAUUCAAUAGAAACAAUACCAAGAAAUCCAUUUUCUAUAUACCUCAAAAAACUGGUGAACCACGUCAAAUCGAAGUCGACAUGAUGUUCCGAAGGGGACUUUAUAGACUUGACAUGAUUGACAAACUCGAUGCCAUGUCUUUGGAAAUUCCUUACGACAGUUCACAACUUUCAAUGGUGAUUCUACUGCCAAAAACAGUUAAUGGAAUCAAUAAAAUUAUUAGUAAUUUGAAUCAAAUGGACAUUGAUGAGAUUUCACCAAAAACAAACGAAAUGUAUGUUCAAGUCUAUUUGCCGAAAUUCCAUCUUGAUGUUGAGCUAUCUCUGAAUGAGGCUUUGAAGAGUUUGGGCCUUGUUGAAAUAUUCCAGAAUGCCAAUUUCUCAGCAAUGACCGAUUCUAAAGUGGACUUGAAAGUUGACAAAAUCUUUCAGAAAUCUAUCAUUGAGGUAGAUGAAGAAGGAUCAGCUAAUGUUGCUCCCCAAGAUUUGGGAUUUUCGUUUUUGAGAUUUCCCAUUGAGAUUGUUAUACGGAUAGAUCAUCCGUUUGUGUUUUUAAUCAAAGAUCACGAUAAGAUUUAUUUGGCUGGUCGUGUUACAAUGGAAUAACAUUAUUUAUUUAAUUACGAGUUUAAUUAUUAUACAAAAUAAUAUAAUAACUAAAAGAAGGGAGUGCUAGCUACUAAGGCCAUCGACUUAAGCAAUGGGAUAACAAUAAUUUAAUAUAGUUCAUAAAAAAAAUUAUAAAUUCCCGAAAUAUCU
This is a messenger RNA of Drosophila albomicans, 1317 nucleotides long. RefSeq names its product serpin B11-like. The record is from RefSeq and is a predicted model, not a curated record. The transcript is spliced from 2 exons. The coding region runs from base 1 to 1164 and encodes 387 amino acids. Lineage: Eukaryota; Metazoa; Arthropoda; Insecta; Diptera; Drosophilidae. Gene Ontology annotation, molecular function: serine-type endopeptidase inhibitor activity.